This is a messenger RNA of Rhinolophus ferrumequinum (greater horseshoe bat), 3268 nucleotides long. RefSeq names its product solute carrier family 2, facilitated glucose transporter member 7-like. The record is from RefSeq and is a predicted model, not a curated record. Gene Ontology annotation, biological process: monosaccharide transmembrane transport. The transcript has 10 exons. Gene Ontology annotation, molecular function: hexose transmembrane transporter activity. NCBI's taxonomy places the organism in Eukaryota, Metazoa, Chordata, Mammalia, Chiroptera, Rhinolophidae. The coding region runs from base 1186 to 2436 and encodes 416 amino acids. Gene Ontology annotation, cellular component: membrane.
GUUGGGGGAAGCAAAGGAAAAAGAGAAGGAGCCCCUGUAGGUGAGGACGAACCUGAGGGAAAUGUCCCCAAGGCCUAGGAAAAGAUAGGAGGCAGGGACACCUCUGCCGAUAAGUCAAGAUGAGGACUGACAACUGACCACUGGCUUUGACCUCAUGGAGGGCAUGAGUGCCCUUGACAAGAGUAGCUGAGGGGAGAGCUGGAGGCAAAAGCUUGACUGGAAUGGGUUCAAAGGAGAAUGGGGGGACUGAGGAAUGACAGUGAGGAUAGACUGCUUUUUGCAGGAAUUUUGCAAAUAUGAAGCUUAGUGAGGGGAGAUGAGGGGAUCAUGUGACGUUAUUCUAAGACAGAGUCAUGUUUGUAAACUAAGGGGAAGGAUGCAAUAAAGAGGGAAGGACCAGUGAUGCAGGACAGACAGGGGACAAGCGCAGGGAGAAAGUCCCUGAAAGGGCAAGGACAGGACCCAGUGUCUGUUACCAUUCACUUGGGUAUAUAAGUUCUGCUGUACUUUAAAAAUCAGGGUCCUCAGUUUACAGCUACACUUUAUUCAGCAUUUGCUUUAGAGGAGGCACUACAGCAGUUGCUCACGGCAUACGGUAAUAUAAUUACUACCACCGAUGGGACAUCUCUUCUUGGUUAAGCAGUGUACCAUCACUAUAUCACAUUGAAUGAUCACAAAUUCUCUAGUAGGUAUAAAUUGUUUCUAUAACCAAUGAGAAACUAAGGCUUAUAGAGGUACCAUAACUUGUCCAAAGUCACACAAUUAAUAAUGAUAUUUAUGUUGCCUCUUGCAGAAUGAGGCCUUCAAAGUGAAUUUUUUUAACCCCUUUUUGUGCAAUCUGGUUCCUCAUCUCGCCCAUCGUACAGUAGGCUUUUUCUUUCUCGGGUAACAGCAGAUAAUCAAUUGUGACACCCUAGGGGUAUUGGCAGAAGCAUCCUUCAGAACAACGACAACAGGCAACUGAGAAUAUUACCUCAUUAUCUCUCAUGAGUUGCCCAGUAUUCUUGGCGGCUGAUGGGGCAAUGUUUUCCAGGUCUUGAAGUCAUUUUAUAAUGAUACCUACUUCGAGCGGCAUGGAACAUUCAUGGAUGAGAAGGUCAUGCUGCUCCUGUGGUCUUGCACCGUAUCCAUGUUUCCUCUGGGCGGCUUGUUGGGGUCACUGACAGUUGGCCUGCUGGUUGACAAAUGUGGCAGGUAAACAGGAGAAAGGGAACCCUGCUGAUCAACAACGUCUUCGCCAUCGUCCCUGCCAUCUUGAUGGGAGUCAGCAAAGUGGCCAAGGCUUUUGAGCUGAUCAUCUUUUCACGAGUGGUGGUGGGAGUCUGUGCAGGCAUCUCCUACAGUGCCCUCCCCAUGUACCUGGGAGAGCUGGCUCCCAAGAACCUUAGGGGCACUCUGGGAACAAUGACUGAAGUUUUUGUCAUCGUGGGAAUCUUCCUAGCGCAGAUCUUCAGCCUGCAGGCCAUCCUGGGCAAUCCUACAGGCUGGCCCGUGCUCUUGGCACUCACGGGGGUCCCUGCGCUGCUACAGCUGCUCUCUCUGCCUUUCUUCCCUGAGAGCCCACGGUACACCCUGAUUCAGAAAAGAGAUGAAAACACAGCUCGGCAAGCUCUGAGGAAACUGAGAGGCUGGGCUGAUGUGGAUGACGAGAUGGAGGAAAUGCGUGUGGAGGCGGAGGCCGAGAAGGCUGAGGGCCGCCUGUCCGUGCUCAACCUCUUCACCUUCCAGCCUCUGCGAUGGCAGCUCAUCUCCAUCAUUGUGCUCAUGGCCGGCCAGCAGCUUUCCGGGGUCAACGCGAUCAACUACUACGCAGACACGAUCUACACAUCCGCUGGCGUGGAGGCUGCUCACUCCCAGUACGUCACAGUGGGGGCUGGCGUGGUCAACAUUGUGAUGACCGUCAUCUCAGCUUUCACCGUUGAGUGGCUGGGGAGACGGCGCCUUCUGCUGGUCGGCUAUGGCAUCUGCGGUUCGGCCUGCCUCACACUGAUGCUGGCGCUCCUCUUCCAGAGCAGGGUCCCGGAACUGUCUUAUCUUGGCGUCAUCUGUGUCUUCACGUACAUCGCAGGACAUUCCAUCGGGCCCAGUCCCGUCCCCUCCGUGGUGAGGACUGAGAUCUUCCUGCAAUCCUCCCGGCCGGCCGCCUUCAUGGUGGACGGGGCGGUGCACUGGCUCACCAACUUCAUCGUGGGCUUUGUGUUCCCUUCCAUUCAGGAGGCCAUUGGGCCCUACAGUUUCAUCAUCUUUGCUGGAAUCUGCCUCCUCACUGCUGUUUACAUCUAUGUGGUGAUUCCUGAGACCAAGGGCAAAACAUUUGUGGAGAUAAACCAAAUUUUCGCCAAGAGAAACAGAGUUGAGAGUCUAGAGAAGAAAGAAGAAAUCACAGAUGUUGGGUCUCAGAUACCCUCUGUGCCUGCCAUGGAAACUUCCUUUUAAUGGCUCAGCAUGUUCCCCAAUGCCACAGCAAGGCUUCCUUCUCUGAGAAAGGGGACUUCCUGCCCUAAGCCUUGAGGGAGAGUCACAGCUGUGAGAUCUUUGUGCCCCUCAGUGGCAACUGGGAGACUUUGGAAAGUUUAGUCCCUGAUUUGGUUGAGAUGUGGUUAGCUUCCAGCGCUAACCCCUGGGAGAAGUGACACAGGAGGGUGUGCGUGUACGUGAGCAUUGAUUGGCAAGACUCGAUUCUGUGACUACAUUGGCUCCAAACUCGAAUGAUGUAUGGACACACUUUUAUAAAGUAAGACUUUUCAAGUUCAGCGAUUGGUAUGGAGGCCAAGACCCUGGUCAAUGUGUUGGUUUGAGAAUCAAAGGAACUAGAGGCCAAAGCUCUGGAUCCCAUUGCCUUCUUAGGGUAAGGGUCACUCCUUCUCUCACUCUGUGGCUGCACAUGUCCUGGUCAGCAUCACAGCCUGCAAAGCCAGUUGGGCAAGAGAGAUAAGAGUGAUCUUGGUAUUGUUUAGAAAAAUACUCUCUCUGGAUUGGUCAGUUGAUAUCUGCUUGGAAACAGGAGAGCACUGUAUCGAAAGAGCUAAAGUGCCAAAGCUCACUCACUAAGAAAUACGUAACCUGUAUAGCCCUAUAUCAAAUAAAGAGAUUGAACUUGUAGUUGAAAAACUUCCCACAUAGGAAACUUCGGGCCCGAAAGGAUUCACCGGCGAAUUCUACUAAACAUUUAAGGAAGAAAUAAUACCAAUUUGACACAAAUUCUUCCAGGAAAUGAAAGAGGAAGGAGUACUUCUCAACUCAUUCUAUGAAGCCACCAUUAUACUGA